Messenger RNA from Camarhynchus parvulus, 750 nucleotides. Its product is annotated as arachidonate 8S-lipoxygenase-like. The record is from RefSeq and is a predicted model, not a curated record. The transcript is spliced from 5 exons. Gene Ontology annotation, biological process: linoleic acid metabolic process; lipid oxidation. Lineage: Eukaryota; Metazoa; Chordata; Aves; Passeriformes; Thraupidae. Gene Ontology annotation, molecular function: oxidoreductase activity, acting on single donors with incorporation of molecular oxygen, incorporation of two atoms of oxygen; metal ion binding. The annotation marks the transcript as partial.
GCGGUGGCGCUGGGCCGCGCGCUGCUGGCGCUGGUGGCUGCGGCUGCGGGCGCUGCGCUGGCGGCGCUGGUGCUGCCGCGGGACCUGCGGCACCGCGGGCUCCCCGCGGCCACCAGGGGGCACCACUUCGGCAGCGACGCCAGCAAGGUGUGGCGGGCCAUCCGCAGGUUUGUCUCAGGUGUCCUGUCCCUCUAUUACCGGUCGGACGCCGCCGUCCGCGAGGACCCCGAGCUCCAGGCCUGGGUGGGCGAAAUCUUCACCCGCGGCUUCCUGGGCAGGAGGAGCUCAGGGGUGCCCUCCCGUCUGGACUCCGUGCGUGGCCUGGUCACCUUCGUCACCACCGUGAUCUACACCUGCUCUGCGCACCACGCGGCCACCAACAGCGGCCAGUUUGAGCUCUCCGCGUUCCCCGAACGCGCCGGCCGCCAUGCGCGCGCCCCCUCCCCGCCGCAAGGCCGCGCUGUCCGAGCGCGACUUCCUGGAGGCGCUGCCGGCCAUGAACACCACGGCCACGGUGCUGGCCGUGCUCUGGGUGCUCCGCAACGAGCCCAUGGACAUGCGCCCCCUGGGCCAUUACCCCGACCGUCACUUCACCGAGGCCGCCCCGCGCUCCCUGAUCCGGCGCUUCCGGCGCCGCCUGCGCCGAAUCUCGCGCCAGAUCCGGCCCGGAACGCGGCGCUGGAGCGGCCCUACCCGUACCUGGACCCCGAGAACAUCGAGAACAGCGUGGCCAUCUGAGACACCCCAAAU